This is a messenger RNA of Stegastes partitus (bicolor damselfish), 2509 nucleotides long. Its product is annotated as un-named sa1261. Lineage: Eukaryota; Metazoa; Chordata; Actinopteri; Pomacentridae. The transcript has 3 exons. Bases 1 to 1191 code for a protein of 396 amino acids. The record is from RefSeq and is a predicted model, not a curated record. Gene Ontology annotation, biological process: protein phosphorylation. Gene Ontology annotation, molecular function: ATP binding; protein serine/threonine kinase activity.
AUGAACUCGUCACCCCACGGCUCCCGGGCCUCCAUCGACAUCCUGGAGGAGCUCCAGCUGAUCGCAGCACAGAACCUGGAAAAGCUCGACAUCAACAAAUACUAUGAGGUCGUCCGAGAGCUGGGAAAGGGCACCUACGGGAAGGUGGACCUGGUCGUCCACAAAAUCAGAGGCACGAAGAUGGCCUUGAAGUUUCUGAGGAAGAAGACCACCAAGCUGAAGAGUUUCCUGCGAGAGUACAGCAUCUCUCUGUACCUGUCGCCGUGCCCCUUCAUCAUCAACAUGUACGGCAUCGCCUUCGAAACCGACGACUACUACAUCUUCGCUCAGGAGUACGCGCUGGCAGGAGAUCUGUUCGACAUCAUCCCUCCACAGGUGGGACUACCUGAGAUGGUGGCGAAGCGUUGCGUCCACCAGGUGGCCAUCGCCCUGGACUACCUGCACUGCAAGAAGCUGGUCCACCGGGACAUCAAGCCUGAGAACAUCCUCAUUUUUGACAAGGAGUGCAGGAAGGUCAAGCUGUCAGACUUUGGCAUGACACGGCGUGCCGGCUCUCCGGUGAAGCGAGUGAGCGGCACGAUCCCGUACACGGCGCCUGAACUGUGUGACACCUCGCGUCACGAGGGCUUCUGCGUGGACUACAGCACAGACGUGUGGGCGUUUGGCGUGCUGCUCUUCUGCAUGCUGACAGGAAACUUCCCCUGGGAGAAGGCCAUGCCCAACGACGCCUUCUACGAGGAGUUUGUCCGCUGGCAGCGCCGUCGGACGGGCACCGUGCCAUCACAGUGGCGCCGCUUCACAGACGAAGCUCUACGAAUGUUUCGCAGGCUCCUGUCCAUCGAGCAGGAGCGCCGCUGCUCCGUCAAAGAAGUCUUCAGCUACUUCAACCAGUGCUGGAUGUUGGACACGGAGAACGGGAACAGCAGCAGCGGGGGGUUGGCGAGCAGCGCACCUCCUCUGGACAUCAGCUCGUCUUCGUCUGAAGAGGACGUAUUAGUGGACAGACUGAAGCAGCAGAGCCUGUCGCCUGCCUGUGUAGCAGCGAAGGGAGCCCUUAUGAUGGACACCCACUACUCCUCCAUGUCCACGAACAGCUCGCCUUCCUCCACCAGCAGCUAUGAGCGCGUCAACAGAGACAACAACGAAAGAGGACGCAUCCUCGUGGCCACGCCCAUCGAGAUCUGUGUGUAGAGACGGCCGGUGCUGCUUUCAGGCUACCUGCUCACACCUGCACGCUGGUGUGCGCCGACCAGAAAGAUUUCUCCGACUGUGAGAAAAAGGAGAAAAGUGAGGAAGCAAGGAGGGGACGUGUGGCGACGGUGCUCAGCAUCAGGAAACGAUCGGCAGUCUGACAGCUUCACUCAUUUCUGAUGAAGACGAACUCUGAGGAAAUGAGCAGUGAGACAAUCACACGCUGUAGCCUCCUGUUUGUGGUUUAUACUUCAGUUAGUGGAACAAUACACAAACCCACUGGACAACCUGCAGAGAAAAAAAAGGUGAAGAGGUGAUAAAACAAAAACAUAAUCAACAAGCAAUAUGUUUAAAAAAAAUUAAAAAUCUGUGAAGCAAAGUAGAAAGAAGUGAUCGGCUUUGUGCAUAAAGCGACCGUGACUUGUGUGUUAAUUGUAGUAUACUGUACAUCUUCAUGUUUGGUAGAUGGUUUGUGUGUGUGUGUGUUUUUUUUGGAGUUAAAUUAUUUAUUUAUGUCAGAUGCAUUUAUUUAUUAUUUGUUUUAGCAGGUGGCAGCCUGUUUUUAAUUUUAUCUGUAGAAAGUAAAACAUAAUUUACUGAAAAGAGACUUGUAGAUGACAGUUUUUUUUUUCUUUACGUUUAAAAAGAAAAAUUUAAAAAAAAAAAAUCAUGUUGUGAUCUCUCAUGAAAGUGAAUUUUCUCACCCAAAAUGUUGUUUUCCUGUGACGCCUAAACUUACUGUAAAGUAGCAAUCGACAUUCUAACCAAUCCUCCCAUUAAACUGCAGUGAACUGUGACUAUGACUGAACUGCUGCAGCCCAGUUUUUAAUGUGAACACUUUGAGAACACUGGACGGUAAUAAACCUCAACUGACAGUUUGCAAUCAUGUAUUAUUCUCUACUUGUUAAUCGGAUAAAUAUGAGAAAAGGGCACAAAACAUUUCAGGUCCUUUUUUCUGCUUGCAUGAUUUAUGAAGAAAAUGAAAACGGUGCCCUUUUAUUUGAGCAGUUAACAAUUAUCUAACAAGUAAUAUAUUUCAACUUUUUAAAUGAAAAAUAAGUAACCAUCUUUUAAAACGAGAGCAAAAUUUAGUAUUUAGGGAUACUACCCAACAGCUGACUGCUCCCCUCAACUCUCUUUUCCAUUUUUAAAAAAAAUCCUGAAGGGUUAAAUGCUGAAAAUAUGACAAGAUGGACAUAUGUAGAAGAAAAAUGUUUUCUUUUUUUUCUCUUUUUUCUUUUUUUAAAUACUGCAUGACGUGACAUUACUGUGGUGAAAAUUUGUUGAAAUAAAAACCCUGAAAUAAUAAAAAAAAAAA